AUGGCCAAGAAAAGCACCAUGGGCCUCCGCGAAGCCGCCCUGGCCUACCGUCCCAGCUCCUCCGGCCAUCUGCCCGACCUGGUCCAGGAUCGCUCUGCUGCUCCCACACCUGCUGCAGCCCCAACCUCCAUCAACCCCGAUGACUACUCCAAGCCCUACUGCGAGUUCAUGACCGCGAACCCGACCAUCUUCCACGCCGUCGACAGCUUCACCAAGCAGCUGGAAAGCAAAGGGUACAAGCGCCUCCCGGAGCGUGACGUCUGGAAGCUCGAGCGCGGCGGCAAAUACUACACCACCCGCAACUCCAGCGCCUUCAUCGCCUUCUCCGUUGGCUCCGACUACCAGGCUGGCAACGGCAUGGCCAUUGUCGCCGGCCACAUUGACGCCCUGACUGCCAAACUCAAGCCCGUCUCCAAGCUCCCCACCAAAGCCGGCUUCGUCCAGCUCGGCGUCGCGCCCUACGCCGGAGCCCUAAACGAGACCUGGUGGGAUCGCGACCUCUCCAUCGGAGGUCGCGUCCUAGUCCGCGAUCCGUCCACUGGCAAGGUUGAAUCCAAGCUUGUGAAGCUGGACUGGCCCAUUGCCCGCAUUCCCACUCUGGCCCCGCACUUCGGCGCGCCCUCCCAGGGCCCCUUCAACAAGGAAACCCAAAUGGUCCCCAUCGUGGGCAUCGACAACUCCGACCUCUUCACCCACCAAACCCCAACCCCGACCCCCUCCUACGCCCCCGGCACCUUCGCCGCCACACAGCCCCCCAAACUCGUCAAAGUCAUCUCCAAAGAACUCAACAUCACCGACCCCAGUACCAUCCUGAACUGGGAACUCGAGCUCUACGACAGCCAGCCCGCCCAACUCGGCGGUCUAGAGAAAGACCUGAUCUUCGCCGGCCGCAUCGACGACAAACUAUGCUGCUUCGCCGCUCAAGAAGCCCUCCUCGCCUCCCCCUCCAACACCUCCCCCUCCUCCAUCAAAAUGGUAGGCAUGUUCGACGAUGAAGAAAUCGGCAGUCUUCUCCGCCAAGGCGCCCGCUCCAACUUCAUGUCCAGUAUCAUGGAACGCAUCACGGAGAACUUCGCCACCUCAUCCAACACCUACGGCCCCAACCUCCUCGCCCAAACCGUCGCAAACAGCUUCUUCGUCUCCUCCGACGUCAUCCACGCCGUCAACCCAAACUUCCUCAACGUGUACCUCGAGAACCACGCCCCGCGCCUGAACAUCGGCGUCGCCGUCUCCGCCGACUCAAACGGUCACAUGACCACCGACAGCGUCAGCCACGCAUUCAUCAAGCGCGUCGCCGAGAAAUGUGGCUCCACAUUACAGGUCUUCCAAAUCCGGAACGAUUCCCGGAGUGGUGGCACCAUCGGUCCCAUGACGAGCUCGAGGAUCGGAAUGCGCGCCAUCGAUGUGGGUAUUCCGCAGCUCAGCAUGCAUAGUAUUCGGGCGACGACCGGAAGUCAGGACCCCGGGUUGGGAGUUAAGCUGUUCAAGGGUUUCUUUGAUUACUUUGAAGAGAUUGAUCGGGAGUUUGUUGAUUUUUGA
Messenger RNA from Aspergillus sclerotioniger CBS 115572, 1539 nucleotides. RefSeq names its product M18 family aminopeptidase. The transcript has a single exon. The record is from RefSeq and is a predicted model, not a curated record. Gene Ontology annotation, molecular function: metalloaminopeptidase activity; zinc ion binding. Gene Ontology annotation, biological process: proteolysis. NCBI's taxonomy places the organism in Eukaryota, Fungi, Ascomycota, Eurotiomycetes, Eurotiales, Aspergillaceae. The coding region runs from base 1 to 1539 and encodes 512 amino acids. Gene Ontology annotation, cellular component: fungal-type vacuole.